Ostreobium quekettii is the source of this 1563-nucleotide messenger RNA. NCBI's taxonomy places the organism in Eukaryota, Viridiplantae, Chlorophyta, Ulvophyceae, Bryopsidales, Ostreobiaceae. The record is from the annotation of a GenBank genome assembly.
AUGGUCGCCAGCCUGGAAGAGCGGACGGCGGUGUUCAACAGGGUGGAUCGAGAGAACGAGCGUCUGAAGGAGGCGAACACCAGACUGGCCGUCCUGGUCAGUGAGCAGCAGGCCCUGCUGAACAGGAGACUCGGAAAAGGAGGCUCUGCUCCGAGCCAAGGGGGCUUGGGUAAGCCAGUGGCGGACAACAAACCGCUGCACACAGUUGUGGGCACCCUGCAGCCAUCCGACGUCAUGAUGUCUUCCAGGCUGGCCAUCUGUUCACCCCACCGCCAACAGCCGGGGAGCUUAAGCAGAGCAGAGGCCGAGCUGUCUGCAGGCCACAGCACUGAGACCCACAACAGACUGGGGACAUCUAUGCCCCCACCUUCACCACCCCUGUGGGCAGUGUCCCCAUUUUCCCAGUGGACAGGCUGUCAGGAUGCAUUCCCGCAGCAACACCAGCGACCCCGUUGGAGCCAGGCAUCAACAUCAGCGUCCACGGCUGGGACUGCGGAUGGUCCCCAGCCGUGCUCAUCCCCUCUGUCUGUCGUGGACUGCCUGGAACGGCCACUGCAGGGCCAGCAGCCCCUGGCCUUCAGUCCCUCUGCUGGUGCCAGGAGGGGCACAUGCCCAAGCCCCACUUGGAGCACUCCUGAGUUGGGACAGCAGGUGAAGGGGGGGAUUGGUAAUCCAGAUGUUGGGAGUGCCCAGGGUACGUUCAUGGACCACAAUCUGGAUCGUUUUCUGGGGCGCCCACUUCUGAAUGAUGUCCCUGGAGUUCCCAACCUGGACUUCAGGGCAGCAUCUGCUGGCACCCCCCAGAUGGCUCGCAUGCUGGGAGCCAGCUCAGCUCCCCUUCCUACUGCCUUCUCAGACUCCAUGCUGCUGAGGGAGCGGUCAGCAACAUUGUUGGGGAACCGUGGUGGGGUGCCUGGUCUCACAAGCGUGAGCGAUUUGAUGACAGAGAUGGGGAUCCAGGUGCAGGCACUGCAGAGCGUCCUUGCCACCCAUUCCAUCUGCAGAGGGGGAGACCAGGUGCCUGCCUCGGUGGCAGCAACUCUGAGGAGCAUGGUUUCAACCAUAACAGAGUUGGAGGCCAGAAUCGCAAGGAUGCGGACGCCCAAGCCCUCGGACCUGGCGCACAGCGUGCCCUUGGAUGCGAAUGUGAGCCUGAGCAGGGAGGAGAUGGGCCAGUUUGAGAGAUGCCUGGCCAUGUUGGGCCUCAGCGCUUCCCAGGAGAGUGCGCUCAUUGAAUUGAGGGCGGGACAUAUUGCGGCCCUGACGAAAAUCUACGAAGAGAGGACGAGACUCAAUGCCCAGGCAAAGGCUGCUCUUAGAAGUUCAGGAGCCAGCUCUGAGACCAUGCGAUCGGUUUGGGAUCUAGUCAAGCACAACAUCGGCCAGGAGCAACAGGCGGUGGUGGAUGGGCUCUGUGCAUUGCUGCUGCGGAUUUUGGAACCUCCACAGGCAGCGCUGCUGCUUGUCGACGCACAUCCCAGCAGUGUUGACAUAAUCAAGCUCACCACUGCUGUUGCUGGUCUUUGCAGUGACAGCACUGUUCCCACGAGCACCCAGGUUUAA